AUGUCUGACGAGAAAUCACAGCUGAUCGAAGCCUUCUACAACUUUGAUAACGACUACGAUGGAUUCGUUAGUGUUGAGGAGUUCAGAGGAAUCUUGAGAGACGGUCUUCCAAUGUCUGAGCAUGAGAUUCAAGAGUUCUUUGCAGCAGCUGAUCCAACCAACAGUGGUUUCAUCGAUUAUAAAGCAUUCGCCGCCAUGUUAUACUCUGUCGAUGAAUCA
Messenger RNA from Acytostelium subglobosum LB1, 219 nucleotides. RefSeq lists its product as hypothetical. Gene Ontology annotation, molecular function: calcium ion binding. The record is from RefSeq and is a predicted model, not a curated record. The transcript has 3 exons. NCBI's taxonomy places the organism in Eukaryota, Evosea, Eumycetozoa, Acytosteliales, Acytosteliaceae. The annotation marks the transcript as partial.